Messenger RNA from Plasmopara halstedii, 1923 nucleotides. RefSeq lists its product as uncharacterized. The record is from RefSeq and is a predicted model, not a curated record. Bases 1310 to 1654 code for a protein of 114 amino acids. Lineage: Eukaryota; Oomycota; Peronosporomycetes; Peronosporales; Peronosporaceae. The transcript has a single exon.
CUUUUGCUUGCUACUUCCUCCUUAUCGUCAACAUUCCCACUUCUUGCUCAUGAGAGAGCCCAAUCCGGUAAAGUUUUGAUCGCGCGGCAUUGUAUCGUGUAGGCCACUUAUAUCACUUGCAUAUUUGAAAUCGUUUUAAGUUUGCCAAGUCUUGUUCUUCUUGGCAACGAUAAGCUCAACUCGUCCGGAUCAAUCGCUUUCAGAUCGAUUUUGUUCUCCUUUUGAUCAACGUUUCAAGUCACCCACCGACUGGAUCGCAUCGAUAUAUACGUCCCUGAUUUUUCAACUAGCGCACAAAAGAGCUUCAUUAUUUUAAAGUCUUCUCUUGUCUAUAUUCAAAAUGAAUAUGCACUAGUGGAUUCACAGCAAAAGCAGCAAUUUUUGGACAGCAUGGCAACGAACUCGUAACUACUACAAAUUUGUCAAAACGAAAUUCUUUUAAGUGUGUAUGAAUCCAUGGACCAAGGUUGAGUGCGAGACAUUUGCCGAUGUGAUUCACUUGAAUGAUCAAGACGAGUGGAUUCGAAAAUUUGGACUCGUUGGAGGCAAACCAAGAUUAGUGUUUGCAUCAUCCAAAACCUUUGAUCAAUUAUUACAACGUUUGAAAAAGAAGUAACCGAGUGAUAUAAUGAGUUAAGGAACCAGGUGUGGCAACUCGAGCAGGAGAAUUUUAAUGAAAAAAUGAAGCACAAUAUUUUUAAGCUCUAUCAUGAUGAGAACUCGCCCAGUCGUCCUUACUUGACAUAUCCAUCCUCGGCAGUCGAAGCAAUCAUGAGAGUGCGUUAUCAAGUUUAAUCCGCUGAUGAAAUUCGCGGAUUGCUGUAGAAUCCAGCCCCGAAAUCGCAGUCGUAGCGAGGCAAAGAAAUUGAGAAGUUCCUGCUACAAGAUAUUGGUACCAGCGAAUUUUGUAUGAGAGCACUCGAAGGUAGCUCUGUUGGAACUGUCACGCGACAUGGCCCAUUUAAUGCAUCGUCUGAGGUCAUUCAAGCGUCAUCCGAAAUUUAGAAUAAAUUGGUGCUGUACAUACCGUUAUCAACGACUUUUGAUAUCACCUGAUGGUGUGCUUGUCGUCCCGCGAGAUGGUCGUAUUAUUUACGUUCAGGCGACGGUGGCCACAUAACAUCCCAUCAAACAUCAACAGUUGAAAAAUGUAUGUUAGUAUUUGACGCAGCGCCAUGAGUUUUAAGGCUUUAAACACAUUUUUCUCUUUAUCGUCACGAACGAAAUCUAUUACAGUUUCAGUGUUCAAUCUUACAAAACAAAGAUUGGCAGAACUGCAGUAUGGAAGCUGAUAUUGACGUGACACAGUAUGCUAGAAAGAUUAUAUGGUAAUAAAGCAACAAUUUCAAGAACCAUCUUGGAUCACGUUUGCUCUAAGGCUCAAAAGAACUCAACACAUCCGAGCUCGAUACAAUUAUAUGAGCACAUUUUGCAGAGAUGUCCAAUGAACGGCAUUCUUGUCGAAGGAAAACUUAACAGUAUCUUCCUACUCUGUGAUAUAUCGAUGAAGCAACAACCUUCAAACACCGACUUCGAGACGAGCGAACUACAAUUUCUCCAGAAUAUCGCGAUUUCGAGUGCGCUACUAAUUUCAACAUUAUUACCACACAAUGAAGGAUUGCGAAAACAUUUCAUAAGCUUUACUCAGCGCUGAAUUCAUGACCGGUAAAGUAUCAGAUAAUCUAUUGCAACCAGUGUGUUUUCCGCCAUUGUAUCUGUCGCGUAUCGGCACACAGUAUCGUACGAUGUCUAUAAUUCGAUGAGGACCGAGGCAAUUGUAACGAUUUCAAAGUAAGUUUCUGCGUCUGUACUCUGUGAAUGAUCUUUUUUGGUAUUGAAACAUAACUUGAAAAAAAUUGACACGAACAUUGAACGAUUUCAUUUGCUUAAGACAAUUAUGUAGUAGAUUGUUGCUAUUGUAGC